CAUUCGAUACCACAUACUUGACAAAUAGGUAUGGAAUGCCAUUUGCACCUUUUGUGGGUGUAAACCAUCAUGGACAGUCAAUCAUUUUGGGUGCAGGCCUUAUUUCAAGUGAUGAUACAGAAUCGUUUAUUUGGUUAUUUAAAACUUGGCUUGAUUGCAUGGAUGGAAAAGCGCCGAAUGCUAUUAUUACAGAUCAAGAUCGCGCAAUGAAAAAUGUGAUCGCCAUUGUCUUCCCAAACACGCGGCAUAGAUAUUGCUUGUGGCACAUAUUGCGAAAGGUCCCUGAGAAACUUGGUUCACAUGGUCAAUACAAAUGUGGCUUGAAAAGUAAGUUGCUAUCUUGUGUAUAUGACUCCCUUACAAUUGAGGAGUUUGAGAAUUCUUGGAAAAGCCUCAAUGAUACUUUCAACUUGCAUGAAAAUGCAUGGUUGCAAAGCUUAUAUGCAGAAAAAGAGUUUUGGGUGCCGGUAUAUUUAAAGAACUCGUUCUGGGCUGGAACGAGUACAACUCAACGCAGUGAGAGCAUGAAUGCUUUCUUCGAUGGCUACGUGCAUGCCAGAACAAACUUUAAAGAGUUUGUUGAUCAGUUCGACAAUGCUCUCAAGAAAAAAGUUGAGAACGAAAACCAAGCUGACUUCAAUUCAUUUAACUUCACUAUCCCUUGCAUAUCACACUUGUCUCUUGAGAAGAAGUUUCAAGAUGUAUACACAAAUGCAAAAUUUAAGGAGGUUCAACAAGAGAUAAUGGGAAUGAUAUACUGUCAUUGUCGUUUCGAGAAAAUGGAUGGAGUAAUCGCAACUUACUCGGUCGAUGAUCAAGUUAAGGCUGAAGAUUUCAUCAAGGAGGUUACGUAUACUCUUUACUUUAAUGAGGCCGAGUGUGAGGCGAAGUGUGUUUGUGGGUUGUUUGAGAUGCGAGGGAUAAUAUGUAGACAUAUUCUUGCCAUUUUUUCAGCUAAGAAAGUCCGUGAAUUGCCAGAAAAGUACAUAAUAGACCGGUGGAGGAAAGACAUAAAACGGGCUUAUACUAUUAUUUCGACCAGUUAUGACGCUGUUGAUCAGAGACCCGAAACUGUUAGGUAUAAACAUAUUUUGAGAACUUUCAAUGAGGUAAUAACAAAUGCAGUUUCGUGCGAUGGACAUACUCAGGAAAUGAUUUCGAACUUGUAUGCGAUGAAUGAUGUAUGGCGCACAUCGAAGCCCUCCAACAUAGAUCUCAAUGUUGGAGGAAGUACCGUGAAUGCAGUCACGGAAGGAAGUUCCAAAAAUGUGCUAAGUCCCCAUGUUGUCAGAGGCAAGGGAAGACCCCCGUGUAAGAGGAGGAUGUCGAGGAUGGAGGAACGAGUGAAGAAAAUUAAAACUAAGGCUGCGAAUAAGAAACAAGAUAAGGGAAAAAGUAGACUGAGGCGUAGAUUGGACACCGAACUAUUGGAAAGCAGUGAAAACCAACUCGGCCUAUCGGAAAUGAGGAUGCAAGAAAAUGUACAAACUCCCAUAAUGGUCAAUGAAGAAAGUGGACAACAUCCAGUGAUGGGAACACAAGAAAGUGGACAACAUCCAGUGAUAGGGACACAAGAAAAUGCAACUAGGAAUGGAUGGAACACAACCGGAGAUGGUAGAUGGAACGCAGCCAAGCAUCGUCUUGUAGCAAAAUUUUAGAGAUCUAUUAUGUUUACUUAUGUUGUGUGUUGAAUUUGGGUUGGAUGUAGUUUGUUGGCAUGUGUGUUAGGGGUGAAACGUAGGAAUUUGCGUGUUAGUGUUAGAGUUUUGGAGUAGACUAUGUAUUAGUGGUAAAAGUAUUCGUUUUGUAAAUGCGGCUUGGUAUUUGAGCCCACGUUUUGCACAUUUUGUAUCCAAGU
Messenger RNA from Juglans regia (Persian walnut), 1858 nucleotides. RefSeq names its product protein FAR1-RELATED SEQUENCE 5-like. The record is from RefSeq and is a predicted model, not a curated record. Gene Ontology annotation, molecular function: zinc ion binding. Lineage: Eukaryota; Viridiplantae; Streptophyta; Magnoliopsida; Fagales; Juglandaceae. Bases 36 to 1658 code for a protein of 540 amino acids. The transcript has 3 exons.